AUGUUUAGACGAAAAAAGAAGUGUAUUCGUUUUACUGAAGAAGGCGGUGAUGCGCCGAGUUCAGUGAAUGGUGGCAACGAUACAACAUCAAACGAUGAAGAAGAUGAUAUGAGUGGGUACGAUGAAGAUACCGGUGAUAGUGACGAAGAAAAUAAACAGCAUCAAUCGCCCGGUCAAAAACUUUUGCAUUCGACUAAACAGUCACAACAUCACGAUUCGGACUCAACAUCACCAAAUACUCCAGGAACAGCUCAACAACGAGUUGCUGCUGUUUCUUCUUCUUCAUCAUCUUCUUCUUCGACAGGUGCAGUAGUCCCACCACAUCAAUUUUUAAAUCAUCCACCACCACAACAACAUUUAUACCAACGUUCAUCACAUCAACCUUUACCACCGCCCCAUUACCCACCACAUUUAUCGCAAUCACAUUCAUUGCAUCCGUAUCAUUAUUUACAUCCGUACGAACAACAGCCACGAUCCUCAUUUCACACACUACCAAAUGGUAUUCGACAACCGUCGGCAUUACAUGUCACUGUGAAAAGAGAGAGUUAG
This is a messenger RNA of Didymodactylos carnosus, 549 nucleotides long. NCBI's taxonomy places the organism in Eukaryota, Metazoa, Rotifera, Eurotatoria, Philodinida, Philodinidae. The record is from the annotation of a GenBank genome assembly.